Salvelinus sp. IW2-2015 is the source of this 467-nucleotide messenger RNA. RefSeq names its product sodium bicarbonate cotransporter 3. Gene Ontology annotation, biological process: monoatomic anion transport; bicarbonate transport; regulation of intracellular pH. Gene Ontology annotation, molecular function: sodium:bicarbonate symporter activity; solute:inorganic anion antiporter activity; monoatomic anion transmembrane transporter activity. Gene Ontology annotation, cellular component: basolateral plasma membrane; plasma membrane; apical plasma membrane. The record is from RefSeq and is a predicted model, not a curated record. Lineage: Eukaryota; Metazoa; Chordata; Actinopteri; Salmoniformes; Salmonidae.
UUUCAUCCUGGGGACAGAGGAUGAUGAUGAAGAGCACAUGCCCCACGACCUGUUCACUGAGCUGGACGAGCUGUUCUUCCGGGACGGACACGUCUACGAGUGGAGGGAGACAGCCAGGUGGUUAAAGUUUGAGGAAGACGUGGAGGAUGGAGGGGAGCGUUGGAGUAAGCCCUAUGUAGCCACGCUGUCUCUACACAGCCUCUUCGAGCUCCGCAGCUGCAUCCUCAAUGGCACUGUCAUGUUGGACAUGAGAGCUAACACUAUUGAGGAGAUCGCAGACAUGGUGAUAGACAGCAUGGUGGCGUCAGCUCAGCUGGAGGAGGGGUUGAGGCAGAAGGUGAGGGAGGCCAUGUUGAAGAGACACCACCACCAGAACGAGAAGAAGCUCAGCAACCGCAUCCCUCUGGUGCGCUCCUUCGCUGACAUCGGCAAGAAACAAUCUGACCCACACCUGCUUGAGAGAAACG